Molecule: messenger RNA, 1367 nt
Organism: Malania oleifera
Lineage: Eukaryota; Viridiplantae; Streptophyta; Magnoliopsida; Santalales; Ximeniaceae
Product: trans-resveratrol di-O-methyltransferase-like
Exons: 3
Coding region: 240-1310 (356 amino acids)
Biological process (GO): methylation
Molecular function (GO): O-methyltransferase activity; protein dimerization activity; S-adenosylmethionine-dependent methyltransferase activity
Source: RefSeq, a predicted model, not a curated record
AGCUGCAGCAAUCCCCGAGCAGGCAUCCCGUAGUGCCUUCUUUUCAGAACCCGAAAGCUCAAAAGCCCCUAGAAGUACCCAAUUACCCACCGACCUACCCACAAGAGAAGAAAACUGGGGGAGUGGAAGAUUGCAGAAAUUACAUUACAGCAUCCAUUUCUUCUCUACAACGUAGUUUCCACUCUAAGCAGACUGUAGCACAGAGGAACUGAAGAAUUGAGUAAAGAACUGCAAAAUACAUGGAUCUAACUCAGGGCCAGGGAACAAGUGAGUUGUUUCAAGCUCAAUCUCACAUAUAUAAUCAUGUUUUUAAGUUUUUAGAUUCCAUGUGCCUCAGAUGUGCAGUGCAAUUAGGCAUACCUGACAUAAUCCACAACCAUAAUCAACCCAUGACUCUCUCAGAGUUGGUCUCUGCGCUUAAAAUCCCUUUGGAAAAAGGCUUUUGCGUUCACCGGCUCAUGCGCAUGCUGGAGCACUCUGGCUUCUUUUCUAGAACAAGUAUGGAUGAAAAUCAAGAAGGGUAUAUUCUCACACCACCUGCUAAGCUCCUCCUCAAAGAUGCAGUCCUCAACUUGUCACCUUUAGUUCUGGCCAUGUUUGAUCCUGUCAUGUUAAUCCCAUGGAAUUUCUUCGGAGAUUGGUUCCAAGGAAAUGAACCAUCAGCAUUUAACACCGCACAUGGAAUGGGGUUGUGGGAAUAUGGGAACCAAAACCCUGAAUUUAAUAAGGUUUUCCAUGAAGCAAUGGCUAGCGAUUCCAGAUUGAUGAACAUAGCCAUCAGAGAUUGUAGACAUGUUUUUGAGGGCUUGGGUUCACUUGUUGAUGCAGGGGGUGGCUCUGGAAUUGUUGCAAGGAUAAUUUCUGAGGCCUUUCCGCACUUGAAGUGCACAGUGUUAGACCUCCCACAUGUUGUUGCUGACUUACCAGCAACCAAGAACUUGAGCUAUGUUGCCGGUGAUAUGUUUCAGUCUAUCCCUUCUGCAGAUGCCAUUUUAUUGAAGCAUGUUUUGCAUGACUGGAGUGAUGGAGAAUGUGUGGAUAUACUGAAGAGAUGCAAAGAAGCUAUUCCAAGCAAAGAUAAUGGAGGAAAGGUGAUUAUCAUAGACAUGGUGAUAGAUGCCGAGAAUGAUGAACAUGAAUUAGCUGAAACAAAACUCCAGUUUGAUAUGUUGAUGAUGGUUUUGCUCACUGGAAAGGAGCGAAAUGAGAAAGAAUGGGAACAUCUCCUCUUGGAGGCAGGUUUCAGUCGCUACAAAAUAUCUCUAACACCCACAUUUGGUUUAUGGUCUUUGAUUGAGGUGUAUCCAUAGAGAAUUUAAUUUGUAACCUGAGCUUGAUUAUGCUGUUAAGAGAACUGUUUUGAUGUA